CCGGUCUGGCGAGGGGUGAGGCGGGCGCGCGCCGGGAGGGCGAGGCAGAAGCGGCGGGGUCGGGACUGCGCUGUGCUCGUCGCAAUGACCGAGGCCGCGUUCCAGAAAGCUGCCGAGGAGGUGAAGCAGCUGAAGUCGCAGCCCACGGACCAAGAGAUGCUGAGCAUCUACAGCCACUACAAACAGGCCACGGUGGGCGACGUGAACACGGAGCGCCCUGGUAUGCUGGACUUCAAAGGCAAAGCAAAGUGGGAUGCCUGGAGUGCAUUGAAAGGAAUGUCCAAAGAAGAUGCAAUGAAAGCUUACAUAGCAAAAGUGGAAGAACUAAAGGGCAAAUAUGGCAUCUGAGGACUGGAUAAAUCAUGCACGCCUGAAACCUGCCUUAUUUCUAAUAAUGUGGAAAACUGAUUUCUAAGAGUAACUUUAGAUACCUAAUAUGUCGUAAUCAGUUCUCCUCAUGCCUGUAGCUCAGGAGAAGUUACGUACCUGCCUAAUGUACUGACACGGUAUCAAUUCCUUCUGGGAACGAAAACCUGGAACUCAUUAAAGUGCGUUUGGUACUUUA
Messenger RNA from Hirundo rustica (Barn swallow), 565 nucleotides. RefSeq names its product diazepam binding inhibitor, acyl-CoA binding protein (gene DBI). NCBI's taxonomy places the organism in Eukaryota, Metazoa, Chordata, Aves, Passeriformes, Hirundinidae. The record is from RefSeq and is a predicted model, not a curated record. Gene Ontology annotation, biological process: fatty acid metabolic process. Bases 85 to 348 code for a protein of 87 amino acids. The transcript is spliced from 4 exons. Gene Ontology annotation, molecular function: fatty-acyl-CoA binding.